UAUUUAUUCAAAUAACUGAUGACUUGUAGAAUAUGUUUGAUAAGAAUGAAUAAUGAUACAGCAAAAAUAUAAAAAAAAAGAAAGUUAUACGUACAUAAUAUUUUUUCUUUGAUUAAUGAGACUUCAUAUCUAGCAAUGACAAAUAUUUCAUAUUACAAACAAUAUAAAGACGAAAAAGAAAUACAUCAUUCAAGUCGUCAUUAACAAUUGUUGAUAUAUAACAUAAUGAAUGAUGGUUCUACAGAUAAUAAUAUUUAUAUGUAUACAGAAAUUAAGCAAGAACAAAAAAAAAUAUUAACUGAUUAAUCUUUCUUAUUUACUCCUUUUUCUUUUUGUUUAUCAAGGAGAAAAUUUCUAUAAAUACAAUAACUAUUCAUACCUGAUUUGAUGAUCGACACACACAAAAGACAAAAUCAUGAUACUUUAGAUAGGAAUGAAAAAAACGUAGAUGAGAUAUUUUAUGCUGAUUAUAACGAAAUUAGAAGUAAAUAAGAAAACGUUCCUCCUCGAUUUUUCUUGUCCUUUAGAACAAACAUAUUGUAGCAUUUUUUAUUUCGCAUAUGUAUAGUCAAUCAUCCGAAACAUUUAUAUGCUCGUUCUGUCGAUUAUUAACUAUUCGUUUCUAUUAAUUGAAAAAAAGGUAUGCAAAUAUAUUAUCAGUUAGUCUACUAUCUUUUUUUGUCAAAUAAACCAAAUAAAAAAUACAUCAACUAAAAAACAAAAAAAGUCAAUGUCAGUAUGGAUUUAUUUGAUGCACCAUUCUAUUGGGGACGAAUAACUCGACAAGAUGCUGAAGAAAUUCUUGAACAAACAGGAUUAAAAAAAUGGUUUAUAUCUUAUACGAGAAAAAUUUGAAGAAGCCGGUGCUUAUGCUAUUACAUUAUGUUAUUUAAAACGAUUUUAUCAUUAUCGUAUUGAUCGUCUUUUAAAUGAUAAUGUUGUUCUUAAUGGAUCACGUGCUCAGGAAAAAUUUUCUCUAACAAAUAAUGAUAGUAGACUAAAUGGUCAGCGUCGAUCAGGAAAAGUUUCUGAACAAAUGGAAUUUCCUGGACCUAUGGAAUUAAUAAAUUAUUUUCAAAAAAAUGCCGAUGCACUUAUUACAACAUUAUCUAUUCCAUGUCAACGACCAUUUGAUCAUAAUUUUAUACAAUUUUGGUGUGUACCUUUACUUACAAGUGACUUGUAUAUGAGUAAAAUUUGUCAAGAAGCUUCAAGUACUGAUACUGAAAUACCAAUUAAAGAAAAAUUAACAUAUAAAAGAUAUAUUUAUGAACGACGAGUAUUAAAAGGUUUACAUGAAGGUGAACCAUGGUUUCAUUCUCGUAUUAGUCGACAAGAAGCAGAAAUUCGUUUGAAAAAUGCUGGUGGAAAAAGUGGCUUAUUUUUAGUACGUGAAAAACGAGGUGAUAAACGAUCUCGUGAAUAUUAUUCAUUGAGUCUAUGUUAUCAACGAGAAUAUCAUCAUUAUAUAAUUCAACAAACAGCAAAUGGUCGUUUACAAUUUGCAUCAGCUAAUAAAUCUAUGCGUAUCAAUCAAUUUGGUAGUAUUGUUCAACUCAUUGACUACUAUUAUCGAUAUCAACAAGAUCUUGCUUGUGCUCUUCGAUUUCCUUGUACUCGUCCUGGUGGAUCUGUUCGAAUUGUUCCUUAUCAAAGUUUAUUAGGAUUUGAUACAAAUACAGAUUCGGAGACUAGUGGUACAGAUUUAUGGUCUCCUAUGUCAACAGGAUCGAAUGGUCCAAUAAGUGUUGCAUCAUUUUUUGGUUUUGAUAUGCAGAAUCCUCCAUUAUCAUCUGAUCUAGAUAAUAAUCAUGAUUCAUCAUCACCAUCAAAAGAAAAUAUUUUUAUCGAUGAAAAAUAUCUUAUAUUCGGUGAUAAACUUGGUGAAGGUCAAUUUGGUGAAGUUUAUAGCGGUAAAUUAAUUGGAAAUGAUGAGAAUAAUAAUGGAAUAACGAAGCCAACAUUACAGCAUAUUGCUAUAAAACAACUACGACAUAGACAGGAUUCGUUUGUUCAAGAAUUAUAUAAUGAAGGUGAACGUAUGUUAAAUUUAGAUCAUCCAUAUAUUGUUAAAAUAUUUGGUAUAUGUAAACAUGAAGCGAGUAUAUCACUCAUACUUGAAUUAUGUCCAUAUGGUGCUAUGAAUCGUUGGUUAAGAUUAAAUAAAACCUUUCGAAUGAGUUAUAUUCUGAAUUAUAUGUAUCAAGUUAGUGAUGGGAUGAAAUAUUUACAUGAAAAAAAUAUAAUUCAUCGAGAUUUAGCAUUAAGAAAUAUACUUAUUAUGUCACAAAAUGUAUGUAAAAUAUCAGACUUUGGUUUAUCACGUGUUCUUGAAGAAAAUUCGUAUUAUCAAAUUGGACGAAAUCGUCGAUUACCUUCGAUGUGGUAUCCACCAGAAGUUCUUGAAACAUCUGUAUUUCAUUCUGAAAUUGAUAUUUGGUCAUUUGGUGUUACUAUUUGGGAAGCAACAUCUUAUGGUCAAACACCUUAUAGACAAGAACUUGAGGCAAUGACAAACGUGACAUUUGAUCCAAUAUCACAAAAAUUACUUCGAUUUUUACGAGAUGGCAAUCGUCUAAAACAGCCUACGAAUUGUCCAGAUCACAUCUAUGAUUUAAUGCUCAAGUGUUGGGAAUAUGAUAAACAUAAACGACCAAAAUUCGAUUGGAUAAGACAAUAUCUCAGUAUAUAUGCCACUUCUCAGCAACAUACUGAUCGUUUUUAA
This is a messenger RNA of Adineta steineri, 2725 nucleotides long. Lineage: Eukaryota; Metazoa; Rotifera; Eurotatoria; Adinetida; Adinetidae. The record is from the annotation of a GenBank genome assembly.